AGGAAAGGGAUCACAAGAAUCAGUGGUUUUUAGGUAAAUUGACGAUUUAAAAGCGGAAAUACAUAGAAGUUGUUGUGGGGUCGGUACCAGAGGCCUAGAAAUGGCAGGAGAAGAGGCGUGGUGGUCGGGCUGGGGCCGGUGGCAGGCUCGACUGGCGCUGCUACUAGGACUUCCCGUGCUACUCACCGGCGCCUACGGCACCAACUACGUAUUCCUCGCAGCACCCACUGAGUACAGAUGUUACGUCCCGGAAUGUGAACCGAAACCUGGAGUGAUCAGAUCGCCCGAGGAAUGGUCUCCCGAAUGGAGUCAGUGGGCGCUCCCCAACGACACGCAGUGCCGGCGCCGGGCACCGAACAGCCACACGUGUCUGCCCACAUCCUUCGACAACAACACGAUCGCCUGCGACCAGUUCGUGUACCAGCAGGGCAGCAGCAUCGUCGGAGAGUUCGGUCUGGCGUGUGAGGAGUGGAAGCGCACGCUGGUGGGCACCGUGCACAACGUGGGCAUGCUCAUCUCCCUGCCGCUCAUCGGGUGGCUCUCAGACAGGUACGGUAGACGCGCAGCGCUGGUGGUGAGUGGAUGCGGAGCUGGUAUAGUGGGCGUGUGCAAGUCGUUCACCAGCUCGUACGGCGCCUACCUGCUCGCCGAGCUGCUGGAGACGGUAGCAGGCGCCAGCGUUUACCCUGCCGCCUUCGUGCUCAUGAUAGAGUGGUUGGGCGUGGAGCAGCGAAUCCUGGCUAGCCUGGUGUUGGGUCUCCCGCUGUCUCUGGGCGCCGCUUCGCUCUCCCUGUUGGAUUACCUGACUGACUCGUGGCGGCUGUGGGCCAGGAUCGCGUAUCCUCCCUCUUUCCUUCUUCUUCUGUACCCAUGGUUACUACCAGAGAGCGCGCGAUGGCUACUCACGCGUGGGCGGCUCGCUGAAGCCAUUGAGUUAGUAAAGCAAGCUGCCAGCUGGAAUAAGCUCCCCGUGCCAGAAGAAUCGCUAGAACAACUGUUACAUCCACAGAAGAACGAUAAAAUAGAAGCAGAGGAGACCGUGUUUACGGCGCUUUGUAAGUGA
Manduca sexta (tobacco hornworm) is the source of this 1063-nucleotide messenger RNA. RefSeq names its product organic cation transporter protein. Gene Ontology annotation, cellular component: membrane. The transcript is spliced from 5 exons. The record is from RefSeq and is a predicted model, not a curated record. Gene Ontology annotation, molecular function: transmembrane transporter activity. NCBI's taxonomy places the organism in Eukaryota, Metazoa, Arthropoda, Insecta, Lepidoptera, Sphingidae. The coding region runs from base 101 to 1063 and encodes 320 amino acids. Gene Ontology annotation, biological process: transmembrane transport.